Molecule: messenger RNA, 1518 nt
Organism: Lathyrus oleraceus (garden pea)
Lineage: Eukaryota; Viridiplantae; Streptophyta; Magnoliopsida; Fabales; Fabaceae
Product: proline transporter 1
Exons: 7
Coding region: 340-1491 (383 amino acids)
Source: RefSeq, a predicted model, not a curated record
AAAACAAACCAUCAAUAGCUUCCUUCAAUCAACAAAAAGAGACAACUACUUAUAAACUAUGGCUCUUCACUACUACUAGUCCAUUUUCUUACACCAUUUUCGAUUUUGAUCUAACCAUUUUUCUCACAAGAGAGUGUAGCGAGAUUCACGCUGGCGGUUAAGAACGUUUCUGUUGAUGAAGAGGAGCAGCAUAGCGUCACGCUGCUGCCUGAUGUUGAUGCCGAUGUUCAAAUCCCAAACACUGCUCAUCAAAUCAGCACUGAUUCAUGGUUUCAAGUGGGGUUUGUGCUGACGACAGGAGUUAACAGCGCUUAUGUGCUUGGAUAUUCAGGAACCAUUAUGGUUCCUUUGGGUUGGAUUGGUGGUGUUGUUGGCUUGAUUCUUGCUACUGCAGUAUCUCUUUAUGCAAAUGCUCUUAUUGCUAUGCUUCAUGAAUUUGGUGGAACAAGACAUAUUCGAUACCGUGAUCUUGCUGGAUUUAUAUAUGGUAAAAAAAUAUAUUCCCUCACAUGGACUCUACAGUAUGUCAAUCUUUUCAUGAUAAAUACUGGCUACAUCAUUUUGGCGGGUUCAGCUUUGAAGGCUGUUUAUGUCCUAUUUAGGGAUGAUGAUCAGAUGAAGCUUCCACAUUUUAUUGCCAUAGCUGGACUUGUGUGUGCAAUGUUUGCCAUUUGUAUUCCUCAUCUUUCCGCUCUUGGAAUUUGGCUCGGAUUUUCGACGGUCUUAAGCCUCAUAUACAUUGUCAUAGCGCUUGUACUGUCACUAAAAGAUGGAAUAAAAUCACCAGCUCGAGAUUAUAGUAUUCCGGGGACAUCAACAAGUAAAAUAUUUACAACAAUUGGAGCGUCUGCGAAUCUUGUGUUCGCAUAUAACACAGGAAUGCUUCCUGAGAUACAGGCGACGAUCAGACAACCGGUUGUCAAGAACAUGAUGAAAGCCCUAUACUUUCAGUUUACCAUUGGAAUUCUGCCGUUAUAUUUGGUUACAUUUGCAGGUUACUGGGCUUAUGGAUCUUCAACAGAAACCUAUUUGUUGAAUAGUGUCAAUGGUCCAAUAUGGGUGAAGGCUUUGGCCAACAUUGCAGCCUUUUUUCAAUCAGUCAUUGCAUUGCAUAUAUUUGCAAGUCCAAUGUAUGAGUAUUUGGAUACCAAACAUGGAAUCAAAGGGAGUGCUCUGGCUUUUAAGAAUUUGUCAUUUCGAGUUUUGGUUAGAGGUGGCUACAUGGCUUUGAACACAUUUGUAUCAGCACUUUUACCAUUCCUUGGAGAUUUCAUGAGCCUCACAGGAGCUAUAAGCACAUUUCCUCUUACAUUUAUCCUUGCACACCAUAUGUACCUAAUGGCAAAUAAGAACAAACUAAAAUCUACUCAAAAGCUAUGGCAUUGGCUCAACAUUUCGUUUUUUGCUGUCAUGUCUGUUGCAGCAACUAUUGCAGCACUGCGGCUUAUUGCUCUAGACUCAAAAACUUAUCAUGUUUUCGCUGAUUUGUGAUUAAUAAAUUUGAUAUUCUUUCAGCUA